AUGAGAUUGUACCUUCUACCGCUCUCCACGCGGCGAACGCUGCUCUAUGCGAAACGACUCGAGGUCACCACUGCGCCACAGGGUCGGACCUACGUUGACAAGGGCACCGCAUGGGCUGCCAGGACGUGGGCGCAGUGGGAGAAGAUGGAGUCGGGCUGGAAGCGCAAGGUCGUCGACUACGGGAACUACGCCUUUCGGCGCAUCCCCUACGAGGAAUGGGGGCUCAAGUCGGUGCCGCCUCUGUCUUCGCGACGUCGUGGCGAGGAUAUCCAGGGCAGAGGAAAGGUCGAGUUGUGUUUCCCGAGCUCGGUGAUACCAACCAACAAGGCUGAGGGUAUUCUACAAACUCUUGCGACGGAACGUCAGGCUCUCCAUAAGAAGAGGCUCGUCUGGUGCAUUGUGGGCAUGCCAAUUACCAUCCCAUUUGCGCUGAUACCCAUUAUCCCCAACCUCCCCUUUUUCUACCUUGUCUACAGAGCCUGGUCACACUACCGAGCCAUUGCGGGUGGCAAGCAUAUCCAAUGGCUUCUGGAGCACAAGCUACUACGGCCAUCUCCAUCCGAGAAGCUCGACCAGCUUUAUGCGCUACAUGCCCCGCCUGCUGAAGAGCCAGACAACAAGGAACGCACCCUCCUAACCCAAAAGGAAGUGCAGACCUUUUCCGAAACCCUCAACAUGCCGGCUCUCGAGGUCGAGCUAGAGAGAGCUAUAUGGCAGGUCGAGCACGCCGUUCUACACCCAGAUACUAAAAGCCCACCCAAAGAGAAAGCAGCCGGUACAGCGGCUGAGAAACCAGGGUCCACGGAGCCAGUGGAGGAAAAGUAUAAAGAGGAGAAGGAUAAAUGA
Fusarium pseudograminearum CS3096 is the source of this 846-nucleotide messenger RNA. RefSeq lists its product as uncharacterized. Gene Ontology annotation, cellular component: mitochondrial inner membrane. The record is from RefSeq and is a predicted model, not a curated record. The transcript has 2 exons. Bases 1 to 846 code for a protein of 281 amino acids. Gene Ontology annotation, biological process: potassium ion transport; proton transmembrane transport. NCBI's taxonomy places the organism in Eukaryota, Fungi, Ascomycota, Sordariomycetes, Hypocreales, Nectriaceae.